Molecule: messenger RNA, 1797 nt
Organism: Centrocercus urophasianus (Greater sage-grouse)
Lineage: Eukaryota; Metazoa; Chordata; Aves; Galliformes; Phasianidae
Gene: SLC6A1
Product: solute carrier family 6 member 1
Exons: 14
Coding region: 1-1797 (598 amino acids)
Biological process (GO): neurotransmitter transport; sodium ion transmembrane transport
Cellular component (GO): cell surface; plasma membrane; axon
Molecular function (GO): gamma-aminobutyric acid:sodium:chloride symporter activity
Source: RefSeq, a predicted model, not a curated record
AUGGCAACAAACGGAACGAAGGUGGCCGACGGGCAGAUCUCCACGGAGGUUGACGCUUCGAUCACCAAUGACAAGCCUAAAACUUUGGUAGUAAAAGUGCAGAAGAAGAAGACGGACCUUCCGGACCGAGAUACCUGGAAAGGAAAAUUUGACUUUCUUAUGUCCUGUGUAGGUUAUGCCAUUGGUUUAGGGAAUGUGUGGCGGUUUCCAUACCUCUGUGGCAAGAAUGGUGGAGGUGCAUUCCUGAUACCUUAUUUCCUAACUCUAAUUUUUGCUGGAGUGCCACUGUUUCUUUUGGAGUGUUCCCUUGGUCAGUACACAUCUAUAGGAGGCCUUGGAGUGUGGAAGCUUGCUCCAAUGUUCAAAGGUGUGGGACUAGCUGCUGCAGUCCUUUCCUUUUGGCUAAAUAUUUACUACAUUGUGAUUAUUUCAUGGGCCAUUUAUUACCUGUAUAAUUCCUUCACAACUACUCUUCCCUGGAAGCACUGUGAGAACCCAUGGAACACUGACCGCUGCUUCUCCAAUUAUACCUUAGCAAACACCACCAACAUGACAAGUGCUGUGGUUGAAUUCUGGGAACGCAACAUGCAUCAGAUGACUGAUGGAUUGGAAAAACCAGGGCAGAUCCGAUGGCCACUAGCAAUUACUCUGGCAAUUGCCUGGAUUCUGGUUUAUUUUUGUAUCUGGAAGGGGGUGGGCUGGACUGGAAAGGUGGUGUAUUUCUCUGCUACUUAUCCCUAUGUUAUGCUGCUUAUCUUGUUCUUCCGUGGUGUUACACUGCCUGGAGCAAAGGAAGGCAUUUUAUUCUAUAUAACUCCCAACUUCAGUAAGCUUUCAGACUCUGAGGUUUGGCUGGAUGCUGCCACACAGAUUUUCUUCUCCUAUGGUUUGGGUCUUGGUUCACUUAUUGCCCUUGGAAGUUACAACCCUUUCCACAAUAAUGUUUACAGGGACUCCAUCAUAGUGUGCUGCAUAAACUCAUGCACAAGCAUGUUUGCAGGCUUUGUCAUCUUCUCCAUUGUUGGAUUCAUGGCUAAUGUCACAAAGAGGCCCAUUGCAGAUGUUGCAGCAUCAGGUCCUGGACUGGCAUUUCUAGCUUAUCCAGAAGCAGUGACACAGUUACCAAUUUCUCCUUUGUGGGCAAUACUGUUCUUCUCCAUGCUGCUAAUGCUUGGAAUUGACAGUCAGUUCUGCACUGUCGAAGGAUUCAUAACAGCUUUGGUGGAUGAAUUUCCAAAGUUACUGCGCAAUCGAAGGGAAAUCUUCAUUGCUGUUGUGUGUAUUGUUUCCUAUCUGAUAGGGCUGUCCAACAUUACUCAGGGUGGAAUCUAUGUGUUUAAGCUUUUUGACUACUACUCUGCCAGUGGGAUGAGUCUCUUGUUCCUUGUAUUCUUUGAGUGCAUCUCCAUAUCCUGGUGCUAUGGUGUUAAUAGAUUUUAUGACAACAUCCAAGAGAUGGUGGGAUACAGACCCUGCAUCUGGUGGAAGCUCUGCUGGUCAUUUUUUACUCCAAUCAUUGUGGCAGGAGUGUUUAUCUUCAGUGCUGUCCAAAUGACUCCUCUCACAAUGGGAAGUUAUGUUUUCCCAAAAUGGGGCCAAGGAGUUGGCUGGUUCAUGGCUUUGUCUUCUAUGGUGCUGAUACCAGGCUAUAUGGCAUAUAUGUUUCUUACCCUGAAAGGCUCCUUGAAACAGCGCAUCCAAGUAAUGAUUCAGCCCAGUGAAGACAUCAGUCAUCCUGAAAAUGGGCCAGAUCAGGCCCAACAGAGCAACUCCGCAAACAAAGAAGCCUACAUCUAA